ACCCGCGUCGUGCAAUCUUCACUUUUGAAAACAAAGAUUAUAAUGCACGUUUGGUAGAUUUACCUUGUAUAGUGGAAUCACAAAAGACAUUUAAUGGUGGACAAUUAUAUAAAAUAGCAGAUAUAUGUCAAAUGUUAAUCGUGGAAGGAGAAGAAUUUACUGAGAACACUGAAUCAUCCAAUAUAGAUGAAUUUGAAUGGCAAGAUGGUAUAACACCUCCGUUAAAAAAUGUUAGAAAAACAAGAUUUAGAAAGCGUAUUUCUAAUAAGAAAUUAGAAGAAAUAGAGAUGGCACUUCAACAAUUAUUGCACGAUGAUUCCUUAGCAGAAGAAGUAAAACUUGAAUGGGUAGAUUUAGACGCUGUUAAUUCCGAAUCAACAACACCAGUUGAUGUUGAUGGAUCAAAGCAGCCAGAAGGAGAGGAUACAGGGCAGCAGGAAGAUAUUGAUUCAAUUGACGAAUUUCUGUUGAAAGAAUUCGAACGUCAAAUUGAUAUGAUGGAAAAUUUAUCAUCAGAUAAUGAUGAAAGUAAUGAUGAAUCUGAUGAUGAAUCUGAUGAUGAAAAAGAACAAUUGGCUGAAUUAGAAUCACUAUUGAAAAAAAAGGAAACAGACUUGACUAAAUCAAAUAACCCUGAACGAAUUGUAAGCCAAAUUGCAGAUAUUAAAGAAGAAAUGGAAAAAAGAAAAAAGAAAUAG
This is a messenger RNA of Entrophospora sp. SA101, 698 nucleotides long. Lineage: Eukaryota; Fungi; Glomeromycota; Glomeromycetes; Entrophosporales; Entrophosporaceae. The record is from the annotation of a GenBank genome assembly.